Plectropomus leopardus (leopard coralgrouper) is the source of this 2511-nucleotide messenger RNA. RefSeq names its product chromosome 17 C6orf136 homolog (gene c17h6orf136). The record is from RefSeq and is a predicted model, not a curated record. NCBI's taxonomy places the organism in Eukaryota, Metazoa, Chordata, Actinopteri, Perciformes, Serranidae.
GUGUGGCCGGGCAAGGACACAUAGGACUAGAAUGACAUUUGUGUAAGUUAGCUAUGUAAUGUCUACUAGCUUGUUACGAGCGUUAACUCACCGGUGACUACUGUGCAGAACCUCACCUGCAAAACCUCUGCAUCUCCACUGACUCCAGCGGGGUUUUUCGUGUAAAAGGUUGGAGGUGGAGAGCCUGCUCCUGUAGUUGGGAAUCGUCCAGAGUCAGGGUCUGUGUGUCUUUGCGCUGUCCUCCGUGCUGUGGGAGUAAGCUGGUACCUGGGUUUGCCCCUGUGGUGGAUGGCUGUGAGCAGAGGGGGCGUCGCCUUCUGGGUGGGUUGUGUCCGCAGCCAUGGCAGAAGGCAAGCCAUCAGAAAACAGAGCUGGAGUCUAAGUCAGGCAGUCGACUGGCAGUGGAUCCGUCAGACACGCCCCCUGAGCAGUGCAUCAUGGGCCCUGGUGCCCCCCAACAGCCUGAGAUAUCAGAACAUUAAGCAGCCGCUGCUGUCCCACCCGUUCCACCAUGCUAGCCAGCCUCACGCAGGAGGUUACAGCGAGGAAGACUGGGAGGAGUCUCUCAGUGUGUGUGUGCUGGUGCGGCAGGGCGAGUCAGACGCCCUUCAUACCCUGCUGGAGAUCCCUCUCUUCAAUCACAGAAAACUGGGAGAUCUCCUUGCUCCUGGGGCUCACAAGUCCUCUGAGUUCUCCUUCCCGCUGACCACGGUGGAUGGUAGCAGAGAGGAUGACAUCAGCGUUGACAGCCUAAAAGGGAACAGUGUUGAUGCUGUAAAGAGAGAACAUGGCUGCUUUAGAAGCCUGUUUGAAGCAGAGAGGUGUCCGGCACCCUUCAUGUAUGGCUCUCAGUUUUAUUGUUUUCAUUGCCCCGGCACGGAGCCGCUAUCAGGCAGCGGGCUGAAAUCUAGGCAGGAUAUUGGACAUGACGACAAGCUUGUAGAGCUGCCUCUGCUGCCUUUCACCUCUCUAUGUAGCCCUGUAGAGAGAGCAGAGGGGGAGACUCAAGGAGACAGUGAAGGAGAGGAGAAAGUGGCCCACAUGUAUGAAAGACUGCGGAUAGAGCUUCCAAAUUUCUUUUUGAAGAACCAUGAUUACAGCAUGUACUCAAACGAUAUGGAAUUCAUCAACGGCCUCAUAAAUACCAAGACCAGGGGCCGUAAGGUGUACCAGCUGACCCUCACCCUGUGGCGCAUCCUGUGUCUAUGUUACUACGCCAAAGCUCAGCUGGAGGUGCUGAAGCUCACCAAGCACAUGGAGGACGGGACCAUUAAGGCUCGCUGGAGGAUCAGGGGCCUUCCCUUCCACACUCUGAUGCUACGCUUCUAUCGCAAAGACAAAUCUCGUCUGUACAGGUCAUAUGAUGCAUUCUCUACUUUUUACAUUGGACAAGAUGGACUCAUACACUGUCAUAAAGUUGAAAAGGUGAUGCCGGUUCAGCCCCCUGUCCUGCCCAGAGUAACAUCUCUGUUGGCGGGGGCUCUGGUGGCGCUGGGAGUGCAGGAGCACCGACCUGCUCUCAACCUGCUGCCCCUCCUCCUGUCUUCGCUGCGACAGAGCAGAGACUGAGCUCAAGAUGAUGAUUAGAGGAACAAUUGCCAGUGGAAUCCGCACUGUGUCCAAGGUCCAUGUGACUCUGAAAAGUUUCAUUCAUUCUCAACAUAGGAACACAUUAAAAUGGAGGGUUAGGCUCUCUAUCCUAAAGUCCCAUAAUGUUUCCCCCGAAUUAAAUGCUAAGUCAAGACGUCACAUUGCUUUUCCCUGGUCUCAUUUUCAUAUAGCCUCUGUUUGAAAUAAUGACAGCGGUUAAAAAAAACCCAGAAUUGGGUUUGCAGGUAUGAGUCACAUGACAGUCAUCCUGCCACUGCUUUUCAAAGUUUCAAACUGAAAGUACCAAACAAAAACCAGACCUUUUUCAAAGACUGUUUUUUGUCAGAUCUGCCACUUUGAAAUUUGAGGAUGAAACUCACCCUUUCCAUUCUUAGUUGUGAAUACGAUGUUAAACUCAACAUUGCAGAUGUUGACAAACAUCAGAACAUGAUGACAGAAAUCUCAGAUGUAGGUCUGAGGGGGAACAUGUGCAAAAAUUUAAAAAAUGUUUAGGUGUGGUCCAAAUAAAUCCUUAAUUUACCAAGUUAGAUGUUAAAAACUUGCUUGUUGCUGGCUGUCAGUUGUUUACAGUCCUGUAACUUCUCCCUGCACCACUAGGUGUCAUUGAGUUUUUCAGCUCAGCUGCCUGUUCCAUCAGUAGAGACCAGAGAGUGAGCUCUGGUGGUGCAUGCUGUGCCCUACAUACAGUGACUUUAAAAGUAACAGGAGCACCUGUAUUUAUGACAGUAUUGCAAAAACAUACCUUUGGGAUUUCCAAGUUCCCUGGUAUACCAUAAUACUGCCCAAGCCUCCUGACGACCUGUAUGUUGGUUAUUUGCACAUGCUGAUUGUUGAUUUUUGUGACAAAUUGCCACUGGCACUUAAAUUGGCAAACCAACACUCUAAAUUGUGCUCACUAUU